AUUUUUAACAACCUUACAAAUAAAUUCAGAAAGCAAAAAUACAAAUUAACAAAAUUUUUAAUUAGCCUAAUAAUUUCGACAAAAGACACACUAUUACGUAGCAAAUGAUUCGUUGGAUCUAAUUCCCUCGAAAAUUUCUGGACACUUCGAAUUCGAAUUCGAAAAGAAGUAAAAGACUAAUCCAAAGGAGUGAGAGUAGAUUGGUUUACAAUUACAAGCGAAGCGAUUAAUAUGGAUUCUGUGAAAUUGGCAGAAUUGGAGCAAUUCAUCACUCGCUGUAAAUCAAACCCUUCAUUACUCCAUAACCCUUCUCUCGCUUUCUUCAAAUCCUAUCUUCAGAGCUUGGGUGCUCAAAUUCCUUCUGACCCUGAUACGGAUAAAUUUCGAAACAGUGCAGAGGACACUAAGGAGAAAACUGAUACCAAAAAGCAUGAAUCAUUCGGUGAAGACGAUGACAUUGUUGAGUCUGAUGUUGAAUUGGAUGAUUCUGAUGUUGUGGAGCCCGAUAAUGAGCCCCCGCAAAAGAUGGGAGAUCUAACUGUUGAGGUUACGGAAGAGAUGCAAGAUGCGGCACAAGAUGCAAAAGCAAAGGCUAUGAAUGCUAUUUCUGAAGGCAAGUUGGAUGAAGCCAUUGAUCACAUAACACAAGCAAUAACAUUGAAUCCAAAAUCUGCAAUAUUUUAUGCAACUAGAGCAAGUAUCUUUGUCAAACUAAAGAAACCGAACGCAGCUAUUCGGGAUGCUAAUGCAGCUUUAGAGAUCAACCCAGACUCUGCUAAAGGAUAUAAAAUAAGAGGUAUGGCAAGGGCAUUGUUGGGUCAUUGGGAAGAAGCUGCUAGAGAUUUGCAUGUAGCAUCCAAUAUUGAUUUCGAUGAGGAGAUUGAUUUUGCACUUAAAAAGAUCGAGCCUAAUGCUCAGAAAAUUGAAGAGCAUAGGAGAAAAUACGAACGUUUGAGGAAAGCAAAGGAGGCGAGAAAAGCCGAGCGUGAGAAGCAGAGACAAUUUGAAGCCCAAGCUCAAGAAGCGUUGUCUGCUCUCAAGGACGGGGAAGUUAUCGGUAUACAUUCCAUAAGUGAAAUGGAGACAAAGUUAAAUUCUGCUUCGAAAACAUCUCGUCUCGCAAUCCUCUAUUUCACAGCAACAUGGUGUGGACCGUGUCGUUUCAUAUCUCCUUUGUAUGUCAACUUAGCUAGUAAGUACCCGAAAGUAGUUUUCUUGAAAGUUGACAUAGACGAGGCAAGAGACGUGGCUGGACGAUGGAACAUAAGUAGUGUUCCGACCUUUUUCUUCAUAAGAAAUGGUAAAGAGAUAGACAAGGUGGUUGGUGCAGACAAAAAUGCACUCGAAAGCAAGAUUGCACAACACGCAGGCUAAUCGUCGUUUUUUCUUCUUCUCUUGACCCUUAAUUCUGAGCUUCUUUCAUUGUACAUGUGAGGAAGUUGGGUCCAAAAAUUUAUAUGCAUAUACAUGUACAUGUUUAAAGUUAGAAAUGUUUUGUUUUUGGUUUGAGUUGAGUUUAUUGAUAAAGUGUUAUAUGGUUGAUACAUUAUGCCAUUUUAUUUUAUAACACUUAAAAUAAAUAGAUUUUUAACA
Molecule: messenger RNA, 1593 nt
Organism: Cannabis sativa
Lineage: Eukaryota; Viridiplantae; Streptophyta; Magnoliopsida; Rosales; Cannabaceae
Product: TPR repeat-containing thioredoxin TDX
Exons: 10
Coding region: 232-1374 (380 amino acids)
Molecular function (GO): protein dimerization activity; Hsp70 protein binding
Source: RefSeq, a predicted model, not a curated record